GCGGGUAGUUCGAACGUUUCUGCUUCGAAGGAGCCUUACGGUUGGCGCGAGCCCCACCACCUGCGGUGGCGGCGCGGCGAAGGUCGAGGCCAAGAUAUGUCCGAGAGGCGAACGCGGUCCGGCGGGGCCGCCCAGGGCUCCGGGCCGAGGGCCUCACUUCCUACUCAGUCUCUGCGGAGGUCUCAGCGGAAAUCAGGCUCUGAUCUUCCCAACAUCCUCCCUGAAAUCUGCCCGAAGGCGCCUCGUGCGACUCCAGUCAGAAAGCCCAUCGUCUUGAAGAAGAUUGUGGCUCAUACUGUAAAGAUCCCAUCUGUGCACUCGCCUCGAAGGAGCCCUAGGAUUGCGUUUUCCUUGGAGAAAGAAAACAAUCCUCCUACCAAGGAGCCUACUAAGGAGGACCUCUUCGAGAAAUUUAUUGUCCCUGCCACUCCUGUGCACACUCCAGAUGUUGAACCAAACUCCAGUGAUGGAGACCUGGACACCAGAGACUUGGACAUGUCCAAGAAAGUCAGGCGAUCCUACAGCCGGCUGGACCCCCUUCACUGCGCCUCCACCUCCACCCCAGGCCGCCCAUCCUGCUUUGGCUUCGAGAGGCUUCUGGGGACAGAAGACCUGGCUGGAGUCUCACCUUUGGUGUGUUCAAAGUUAACCGAGGUCCCCAGGGUCCCUGGGAAUCCUUGGGUCCCAGACACGACUCUCCCUGGAAUUUCCCCACCCGUGAAAGAGAAAAAGAAGAAGAAGAAGGUGCCAGAGAUCCUGAAAUCGGAGCUGGAUGAGUGGGCUGCAGCCAUGAAUGCUGAGUUUGAAGCUGCUGAGCAGUUUGAUCUCCUGGUUGAAUGAGAUGAAACGGGGGUGCACCUAGCCAGACUUCCUUCCCCCUGUACAUAGCCUCUUCUUCCUGUGCAACAGACACUUGGGGUCCCCUUCCCUGGCCUUGUUACCUGUGCAUGUGCUGUUGCUGCACGUGAGGUCUGCCCUUGAGUGUUUGUGCGGUGGCAGCUGUAGGAAAUAGGGUUCGCCUGGCCGGUGUCCUGGCUAUAGUCAGUGACCCACCAUCUCCUCCCUACUUCCUGCAGUGUCCUGGCCAGUUUCCAGUUGGGCUACAGACUUGGGAGGGAGAGUCACUGGCCCAGCAGGAGGAGGUUACAGGGCUGAGGAUUGUGGGUGAGAGCAUCUCUACUGUUGCGGAAUGUGGCUGCCCUGUGCCAGCCCCAACAGAAAUGCAUCCCCAGCCCAGCCCGUGUGGUUCAGUGGUUGAGCAUCGACCAAUGAACCAGGAGGACACGGUUUGAUUCCUGGUCGAGGCACAUGUCUGGGUUGCGUGUUCAAUUUCCAGUGUGGGGCGUGCAGGAGGCAGCCGAUCAGUGAUUCUCAUCGUUGAUGUUUCUAUCUCUCUCUACCUCCUUUUCUCUCUGAAGUCAGUAAAAGUAUAUUUAAAAAGAAAAGAAACAGGCACCCGCAGCCAGAGCAGCCUCAGGCUUUCUCUCCUGAGUUGCCUUCUGUUGGUGGCUUGGUUCCAUCUAUGUAAAAAGGCUUGGGUUUCCUUAGAUUCUCUAGAUGGUCCAGGAGAGAAUUUGUGGAUUUGGGACGGUUCUGUCUGUGAGGAAGAAGCUGGACACGCAGGCAGUAGAAUCGGGUUUAGAAGGAGAGUGGGAAAGCCGUAGUUGGCUUCGGACCAUAGGCGUUUGCUCCUUAGAAGCUGUAUUUCAUAUUUCUGUGUUCUGCUGUUGAGGUAUUUGGUUAAAAACAAGGCCGCUGGAGUGCUGGCCGCAUAGGGCAAAGGGUGAAUUUGGGGGUGUGGCAACAGGUACCACAGGUUCCAGCCUCUAUAGAACCUGAGGCUCGGCUGGGAAGGGGCCCAUGGCAGGAGGUGACCCCUCUUGUCAUGCACAUCUGUUUCUUACAAACUAAAGUUCACAGUCUGUUCAGCUCUAGAACAAAAACAUAGGUUAAGCAGUCCUAGUCCCACUGGCAUUUUGCAGCUACACAUAUAGGUUAAGCAGUCUUAGUCCCGCUGGCAUUUUGCAGCUACACAUGUAAAGUUCUAGGAAGCUUUUCUCACGUUCCAGAAGGGGC
Messenger RNA from Eptesicus fuscus (big brown bat), 2076 nucleotides. RefSeq names its product cell division cycle associated 5 (gene CDCA5). The transcript is spliced from 6 exons. NCBI's taxonomy places the organism in Eukaryota, Metazoa, Chordata, Mammalia, Chiroptera, Vespertilionidae. The record is from RefSeq and is a predicted model, not a curated record. Bases 97 to 840 code for a protein of 247 amino acids.